Molecule: messenger RNA, 1038 nt
Organism: Rhopilema esculentum
Lineage: Eukaryota; Metazoa; Cnidaria; Scyphozoa; Rhizostomeae; Rhizostomatidae
Source: RefSeq, a predicted model, not a curated record
AUGGAUGGAUUUAAUGUCACAAACAGUACCUUUCUUUGUGAUAAACACUUUUUGGAUUCCGAUAUUAAGAAGAAUCCGAAUCGGUGGUCUCUGAGGCAAGGUGCUGUACCGUCGUUGCAUCUCCAUGGCGCAGCAAAGCCAAAGCCAUCCCGUAAGUCUCCAACUAAAUGUCAAUUAAUGCCUUCAUCAGCUAGUGCAUCUUAUAUACCUGACUAUCCUGGCGAAGAAGAUUCAUCUCUUUCUGAUCAUGCUUGUUUGUCGACAACUGUUUCAGUUUCUUCUCAAACAGAUUUCUCUUAUGUGAAUUCUGUGCUUUGCAUUCCAUCAGCCACUGGUAACCUAUCUGAUCCUGAUCUUCAAUGUCCUGAUGAUGUUGCCACAGAGAAUGAUCUACUGAAUAUGUGCAAGCAUCAUGAAUCUCUGGCGUUAUCUGUCACUUCCUUAACACAACAAGUUCAUGACCUUGAACAGCAACUAGCACAACUGAAAAGCACCCUUUUUACUAUUGAAAAACUGAAGAAUGAUAAUGCUGCAGUUAAAUUUUACACAGGAUUUCCAAAUUUUGGAUAUCUCAAUGCUGUCUUUGAAUAUUUUGAGCCUAAGUUAGAGCGCAUGAAAUACUGGCGUUGUCCAAAGUCUACAAGAAACCCUGAUCCUUCAUACCAACAAACUAGUACUUCAUCAAAGCCUGGUCCUUCCCGUAGCCUCAGCCAUCUAGAAGAAUUUGUAUUAGUAUUGAUGCGAUUGAGAGUUGCCUUAUUCAUGAAUGAUCUGGCAGACAGAUUUGGAAUUUCUAUUGGUCAUGCGUCUAAAAUAUUCACUACUUGGAUAAAUUUUCUUUUUCAUGAACUCCCUCUUCUAUUUCCAUUUCCAUCACAAGAACGAAUCAGAAAUAACAUGCCUGAACAAUUUAAAGAAUACCCCACAACUAGAAUGAUUAUUGAUUGCACUGAAAUAUUUUCUCAAGUUCCAUCGUCUCUCAAAUCAAAAUCCCAAAUUGGUCUGAAUAUAAACAUCACAAUACCUGGAAAGCAUUGA